Molecule: messenger RNA, 2657 nt
Organism: Drosophila obscura
Lineage: Eukaryota; Metazoa; Arthropoda; Insecta; Diptera; Drosophilidae
Gene: LBR
Product: lamin-B receptor
Exons: 3
Coding region: 138-2231 (697 amino acids)
Biological process (GO): sterol biosynthetic process
Cellular component (GO): nuclear inner membrane; endoplasmic reticulum membrane
Molecular function (GO): oxidoreductase activity, acting on the CH-CH group of donors, NAD or NADP as acceptor
Source: RefSeq, a predicted model, not a curated record
GGUUUGACACCUCUAUUCGGCAGACGCGCGUCUUUUUUUUCGAGUGGGUUUUGCAGCAUUCUAAGUGAACGUACCCCUAAAUCAAUUACAAAUUCAAGAAAAAACACGUUUUUGAGCAGACAUCAUAGAAAUCUGACAUGGAGCGACGCCUGAGACGCCCGCGUCGCGAUGAGACUGCAGCAGCCCCUCUCGCCACCACACAGCCCAGCCUUUUGCCCGUUACCAGGCGGGCUGGCUCACUGGCAGCUGCAGCCGCUAGUGGCCCGGCGACACGGACACGUGUCUCGCCCUCGCGCAACAAGGCCGUCCAACCGGCCCCAGAAGUGGACGUGGGUCCGCGCACAAGGCGCUCCAGCCGUCCUCGCUCCUCGAUCGGACCGAUAACUUCAUCUCUGCCCGUCAAGACGUCGGUUAAAGCGCCAACACCCAUCAGAGAGGUCCCUGAGGUAUCAACGCCUGUGCGGCAAGCGACCAGCAAUUUGCCCAUGACCCUCACCACCAACACCACCAGCCGGGCACCCAACAAAUCCUUCAACACCAGCUCCGUGAAUAGCAGCGCGGUGAACACAUACAGCAGCAGCAGCACAGUCACUGAACACAUUGAGAUACGCACCGAAGGCGAGGGCCAAGUGGACAUCGAUGCUAUACGCAAACGGCUCACAGAGAGAUUAAGGCGAUCCGUGUCGAAGACCUUUUCGAAUUUGGGCGGAACCAAAGCGACCAACACGGAGGAUGGCGGCAGUCGCUACAGUAGAAGUUUGUCGCGAUCGGUGUACGAGGAUGAAAAGUCGUCGAAGCGAAGCUACUCAACGGGCGAGGAGGACCUGUACGAGGAGGAUGAACUGGAGGAGGAUGAGUUCCGCAGCUUCAAUGCCACACUUCAGUCGUCCAAUCUGGGCGAGACCUCGUGUCGCCAGAUGAAGUCUCCUGAGGAGUUUGGCGGCAGGCUGGGAGCCUUCCUUCUGUUGCUUUUGGUGCCCUUUUGUGUCUACUAUCUCACCUGGAGCUGCGCGGUGCGCAACAGUUGCCAAUUCAAGAAUGUGAAUCUAGCGGUUCUGUUCGACUGGAAAUAUCUGGCAAGCCAGGUGUUCCAAAUCCGAGUGGUGGGAUCCUUUGUGGCAUACCAAGUGGCUGUUUUCCUGCUGGUGGCCCUGCUGCCAGGACGCCGCGUACAUCUCACCCGGGAAACCUACACAUUCAACUCUUUAGCCGUGGCUAUGGUUUUGAUCGUCGCCGGUGGCUAUGCCGAGUAUAAGAAGUAUGCCGUCGUCAGCUAUAUAUUGCGCCACUAUCUGCGCUUCUGCAUCUUUGGGAUUGUGAGUGCUUUCGUUGCGGCUGCUUGGAGCUAUUGGCGCGUGGACACCGCCAAGUACAAUGUGCUCAGGCACAAUGUGUCGAACGAAUACGGCCGCACCGGGAGCUUUGUGGUGGAUUUUGCCCUCGGCAGGCAGCUGAACCCCAAGUGGAUGGGAGAAGUGGACUGGAAGCAAUUCUACUAUCGUCUCUCCUUGAUUAGCACCCUUCUGUAUGCGACAUGCUACAUCUACCAGACCCUGCAGUGGCCCAAGCCACAUCCGAUGUCGGACGGAAUAACCCUGGCGCGCUAUUACAUAAAAAAUACCCACUACGAUCCGGGAACAUUGCUCUCGGCUAGCUGCCUGUUGCUCUACGUACUCGACGCGAUUGUCUUCGAGCAUCAUAUGAGUUCGUCCUUCGAGCUGCAGUACGAGGGCUACGGUGCUCUCCUGCUGCUGCGCUAUGCGGCCACUCCCUACCUGUUGACCGCCGUGACAAAAUACUUCUACGAUCAGCGUGUGCCCAUUACCUGCUGGUAUGCCCCCAUCGGAGUGGUCUCCCUGCUGUUGCUCGGCCUCUGUGUGAAGCGCUUCAGCAGUGCCUACAAGUACAAGUACAGGCUCAACCCGCAGAACUCCAUCUUUGCCAAUAUCGAGACGAUUCACACCUUCCAGGGCAAUCGCAUCCUGCUGACCGGCCUCUGGGGUCAUGUGCGUCAGCCCAACUACUUGGGCGACAUCAUUGCAUUGGUGGCUCUGGCAACACCAAUGGCGCUGCGACUGGCCUGGCCCCCAGUGCUGGGGCUGGGACUGCUCGUCCUGGUGCUGCUGCAUCGCACCACGCGCUCGAAUGCCCGCAACCAUGCGCGCUAUCACUCCGCAUGGAAUCGCUACUGCGCCCGGGUGCGGUACUCCAUUCUGCCGAAGGUCUUCUAAGAGAUCACACAUAAUAUAGUUUAUUUUCAGUUUGUUUUUUUAAUUUCUGUAAUCAUUUCGUUUUUAGUUCAGUUUACCCUUUUGUGUUUCGAAUUGUAUAUAUCAAUACUCGUGUAUCCAUUACUGACAACACCAUCAUCUCUCAUUGAUUUUAGUACAAAAUUUGAUUUUUAGUCUCACCAACGCACAACCAACGGACAUUUAACAACAACUACUUUUAAUCUACACUUAAUUAAGCUCAGUUAAACCCACAUAGUUGUGGCUAUAGGAACAUCUGUCUGUAUGAUAGGCUAUACGCUUAAGAUUUAGACACCAUAAAUAUUGAUUACUCUCUGUAUAAUACAUACUUACAGAUAUAGGAAUUACUUUAUAUAUUUAAAUAUCAAUUAAAUAAAUGCUUAGUUUCUAUACUAUAAAGAAACGCAG